GCACCGGGAGAUCUUCGGAACUGAUAUCGGCGAUUACCUAUCUCUUUGAGGUAACCAACAACCUUUACCGUUUGAUCUUCUUUUUUCUUAAUAGAAACUACGUAUUAAUUUGGCGAUCUUGUAUCUAAGCCAUUUAUCAUAUCACACUUGUGGUCGGGGAAAUAUCAGCAUUCUAUUAUUUUUAUGAGUUAAAGCCUAUGAUUUAGGGUUGAGGCAUCAUGAAGUCGCUUUUAACACAGCUGCGGCACCCUGGAAGUGCGCGUGCCUCGUCUUCGAGCUCAAGAGAGAUGAAGCUCGAUAUAAUUAGUCGUCUCCCAUUCGAGAUACAUGUUCUUAUUAUUACCUAUCUCGAGCCUAAGGACAUAGACGCGGGUCUCACCGCAUGUCGUCAUUGGCGCGACAUUUGGUUGAGCGACGAAAUAUGGCCUAAGCUUGCUCGGCGGUGGUUCCCAGGCUUAGAGGAUCACAUUCGCAACUCGGCUACCGCUGGUCAAGAUUUGGGUGAGAUGUUCCGAAACGCCUUACAUAAAAUUCAGGGAAGAGUGAGUGGAAGAUUCAUCUCGGCCUUACAUCAUAAGAUGUGUUUGGGUUCCGACCGUUUCUUCACGCUAAGCAAGGACGUCCCGGAGCGGGCAGGGGGCGUGCACUGUUACGACGAUGUGGAUGAUUUAGAACUUGAUGACGGUACUUAUUUCCCACGCUUUAUGAUGUACAAUAAUGGCCGAAUAGCGUGGUGGCCGGAAGCAUACGUCCUUCCUUAUUUCGCUGUCGUUGACGAUCUACGCACGAGAAAGCGACGAGCAUACGUAUUCCCAAAUCAUCAAGGAGAGAAGCAAGGGUUCAAGACUGCUAUGAGCGGUAAGCUAUUGCUCAUGGGACGUGGAAGGACGUUACAUGCGUGGCAUCUCGAACUAGACCGGCUUCAUUCUACUAGAGUUCCGGAAGAAUUCGUUCGCUGCAUUGCGGAGGGGGAGACUGUACUCAUCGUCACUAAGAACGCAGAACUCUUCAUGUGGAAAUUCGACCGAGAGCCCGAACAUAUCGAUGUAACUGGCUGUUACAUCAAGGGUCCUCUUGGCACAUCUCAUAUAUACGACUUUACUCCUGGACAGCUCGUUUCCUCUCAUAACGCCGGAUCACGCCUCGUGCAAAAUGGAAUGCUUCUAGACUUCAUCAUUUCUCCCACCGAGGAUAAUGUCUUUUUUGUCAUUACGCUCACCCCCGCUCCCAAGAAGCAAUUGCGAGUACACGAAAUCCGCAACGGCGUACUUGCUGAAACCUACUCUUUAGACAGGGCUAUUUGUCCCGAUACUACCAUGGAAUCUCUUGACUUUACGAACCUCCGCUGGGAAAAGGUAGAUUCAUACGGCGGAUAUUGCUUAAUGCAAGCCAUAUUCCCGGCUAAUCAGAAUUUAAAUCCUGCCGCUCACGAGGCCCACGAGACUGAAUGUUAUCCCCUGGGCGACAGCCUUAUAUCUGUGUGUUUUAAUAUUUAUACGAAGUCUUUCACGGUGCCUCAUUAUCAUCAUAGCAGUAAUAGAAGCGCCUGCCAAAUUUGGAACGAUCGAAUAGCUGCGACCAAUACAGAUAAUGCACUGGGACCCAUCUUAUCCCUUCCGCCAUGCGGCGGCGCUGCGCGUCCUUGCGACAAGUCACGUCUUCCCCCAAUUUACACAACCGUUCCUACCGGAAGAGGUGAUCUAUAUCGAAGACGGCGGGCGAAUCCCGAGAAACAUACCUGCUACGAAUCUAUCGGUGCAGACUUCGCACUCGAUUCGAACCCCAAAUAUGAUAGGGCCACUGUCGAAAAUACCAACGUCGCAUCCCCAUUGGUCCCGGGUGUCAAGAGGCUAGUAGGUGAUGAUGACUUCUUGGUUUUAAUCAUCAGACAGUCCUAUACAGUUUGGAGUUUCGGGAACGAGAUAUCCGAAAAGACCUCGGAGCGGGGAAGAAAGUCAUGGCGCAAUCUGAUCCGUUAAAUGCCUUUGUCGUCCCUGAAAGAACGGAGGUGCUUUAGGUUGAAAAUUCUGUUACUAUUGCUACCUAAGUUAAAUGAAACCCUCCCAAGUACCCAAAUUUUGAAAGAGAUAAAAAGACACUUUAGAAUCGUAAUAUGACAAAUGAAAUCAGUCGUCAGACAAAGCCGUAAGGAUACACGUAAAUCAAUCGCGGAACAAAUU
Molecule: messenger RNA, 2180 nt
Organism: Daldinia caldariorum
Lineage: Eukaryota; Fungi; Ascomycota; Sordariomycetes; Xylariales; Hypoxylaceae
Exons: 2
Coding region: 219-1979 (586 amino acids)
Molecular function (GO): protein binding
Source: RefSeq, a predicted model, not a curated record